Messenger RNA from Beta vulgaris subsp. vulgaris (sugar beet), 1535 nucleotides. RefSeq names its product peroxisome biogenesis protein 22. The transcript has 10 exons. Gene Ontology annotation, biological process: peroxisome organization. The record is from RefSeq and is a predicted model, not a curated record. Bases 328 to 1140 code for a protein of 270 amino acids. Lineage: Eukaryota; Viridiplantae; Streptophyta; Magnoliopsida; Caryophyllales; Amaranthaceae.
UUUCUAUGUACAAUAAGCUUAUAAACUCGCGAAUUUAUGUUACAUUUUCGGGUGUUUCGCAUACGAAAAAUCUUAAACUUACAUCGGUAUAACCUGUAGGCGAGUAACACUCCAAAAGACGCUCACGGUGACGGUGACGGUGACGGUGCCGGUGCCGGAGCCCAACUCAUACGCAAAUUGAAUUCCUUUAGGACCACUAGAACCUCUCAUAAGUCAUACGCAAAGUCGUCACUCAUACGCUGAUUCCAAAGCUCGAAUUGCAGAAGCUCGUUCCAGGUGGAAGUUGAUAGACUGUGUAGCUAUUAGAUUGGAAUUGCAAUUUCGGUUAUGGCUGAAUAUUCCAAGGAUGAGUUGCUUCAGCUUUUCAAGCGCAUCAGUGCUUAUGUUAGUGUAAAGAUGUCAAACUUAUUCACCAUCGCCUCCCUGAAACUAGAUGCAUUUUCUGUUGGUGCUCUUGCUGGACUUGCUAUUGCUGUAGUUUUUACCUGGAAAAUAUUUCCGAGUUCCCCACAAAGAAGGCAACCGAAGAGGCAACCUUCAAGAGCUAGUAGCUCUGGUGUUAAUAUGCAGACAGCAACAGUAGAAUCUUCUGGGGCUUCUGCAUCAUCAGAUGAUUCGAGGGCACAACAUGUGGUCGAUGAUUUCUUUCAGCCUGUGAAGCCAACAUUGGCACAAGUUGUGAGGCAGAAAUUGUGUGAAGGGAGAAAGGUAACCUGCUGCUUGCUUGGUGUUGUACUUGAAGAAACUAGUCCGGAAGAGCUUCAGAAGAAAGCAACAGUUAGAUCCUCCGUAUUGGAAGUGUUGUUGGAGAUUACAAAAUUUUGUGACCUAUAUCUCAUGGAGAGAGUUCUUGAUGAUGAAAGCGAAAAAAAAGUUCUUUCGGCUUUGGAGGAAGCAGGAAUUUUCACAUUCGGAGGUUUAGUCAAAGACAAGGUUCUGUUUUGUAGUUCAGAGCAUGGGCGUACAUCAUUUGUACGGCAACUGGAGCCGGACUGGCAUAUUGACUCAAAUCCUGAAAUAAUCUCUCAGUUGGCGAGGUUUAUCAAAUAUCAGCUUCAUAUUUUUCCAAGCAGACCUGAACGACUGGCAUCUAAUGUGUUCAGUUCUACAUCUAUGGAACAUUUCUUUGGAUGUGUGUAAUAUUUUGAAGACUAGUAUGUGCAAAUGCUUUGUCAAGAAUUAUUUGUGGAGGGCAAGAUUUUUCUUUAAUUUGUUUGGUUUCAGUUAUCAUCUGAAAUCUAACAACGGAUAUAAAGAUCUGUUAUUGGCCAUAGUGUAAUAUUAAGAUUGCUGAAUUAAUGUUUGUAGUCCAAUGUUGAAAAGAUCGGCACAGUGUGUACAUUAGUGGUACCUUGUAUGACUUUGAUUUUUUUUACUGUGUGUAUUGGUGUAAGCUGAUGAAUUAGCUUUUAGCUGGAUUAUGGCUAGAUUUCGUGAUCCAAUGUUAUGUUGACUAAUGAACAAUUCUUCUUUUCUAGAAGGAAUUCACUGGUGACUAAUAAAAUGAGACUCCGAUCAGGGUCUGGAACAGCUCA